ACUACUGACGCAAAAUCUGUGUACACUACACAAGGACUUGCAGUUCUUUCAUGUUCCCUUCAUAUCAAACCAAACAAGCUCCUUCAAAACAUUCUCAUCGGAUGUCACUGUAGAAGAUCUUCACCGUGAGAAGCACGCUCCCCUCCGCGUUACACAGGAGGAGGCGGCGAUGCCGUACAUCAAACAGGAGGCACAGCCACAAAUCCCCAUUAUUAAGGAAGAAGAACAGGAAGACGAAAUCACCACUUUUCCAUUGAUUGUCAUUGUCAAGAGUGAAGAAGAUGAAGGUAAAAGCGAAGAGAGCGGAGCAGCGAAACAAUCAAGCGACGGCUCCUUUCAACACCUGACAGCAAAAGGAGAAGGACAAUCGCAACCGGACGACUGCUUAGCUCCACUUUCGGACAGCGAGGACAUCACAUCCCACUCUUCUGACCUAAACACUGAUGAAGAGGAUAAUGACUAUGACCAAAAUGCUUUAAAAUCCUUAAACAAGUCAUCAUUGAAAAGAGACACAAAAGAAUGCAAGGUUGGGGAAGCUUUUCCUUGCUUACAUUGCGAUAAAACAUUUUCUUGGAAGAUAGAUUUAAAAAAGCAUAAGCAUACACACACUGAAGAGAAAUCUUUUGCCUGCUCCUUUUGUGGGAAAAGAUUCUCUCGGAAAGCAGAUCUAAACGAUCAUACUAAAAGGCACACUGGAGAGAAGCGUUUUGCCUGUUCACUUUGUGACAAAAGAUACUUCACGAAAGGAAAUUUAAACAUUCACACAAGAACACACACAAAAGAGAAGCCUUUUGUCUGUACACUUUGCGAUAAAGGAUUUUCUCAGAAGACUGAUUUAGACAGGCAUAAGCGUACACACACUGGAGAAAAGCCUUUUGUCUGCACAUUUUGUGGUAAAAGAUUCACCGAUAAGGGAAAUUUAAACCAACAUGCAAGCACACACACUGGAGAGAAGCCUUUCGCCUGCUCCUUUUGUGAGAAAAGAUUUCGACGGAAGUAUGCGUUGACAAUACACACGCGCAAACAUGCUGGAGAAAAGCCUUUUCCCUGCUCAGUUUGUCAUCAAAGAUUCUCUCGGAAAAUAGAACUAAACGAUCACACGAGAACGCACACUGCCGAGAAACCUUUUGCCUGCGCACUUUGCGAUAAAAUAUUUUCUCAGAAGACUUAUUUAAAAAGGCAUACGCGCACACACACUGGAGAAAAGCCAUUUGUCUGCAGAUGUUGUGGUAAAAGAUUCGCUCUGAAGGCAAAUUUAAACGCACAUGCAAGAACACACACUGGAGAGAAGCCCUUUGCCUGCUCACUUUGUGGUAAAGGAUUCGCUCAGAAAGCAAAUUUAGUAACGCACGCAAGAAGCCACACUGGGGAAUAACUUUUGAAUUUCAAUGUGUGACAAAAUAUUCAGAUUACUCCCAUUUCCACCCAUUUACUGUUGAAAAAGUAUCUCAAUUUACCUAUUCAGUUUCCCUUGAGUCUCACCCUCUGUUAACAAGACAUCAAUUCAUGGCUCUGCUCAAGCUGCCUACUGUUUAUUAGCCCAAAAGUGUAUAAUGUAAAUAUGAUACGAGUCAUACACGCAUGCUUUUUAUGGAAAAUAAUUCUAUUUUUUAUUUCUGAUGGCGAUACUGUCUGAUGGUAAUAAUUUUGAGCUGUGGGUCUGGGUCUACACUCACCUAAAGGCCUGCAAUUAUUUUUAUUUUAAUUAGAAUAUUAGAAUUAUUCAGUUAUUUUUUGUUAUUUAUUUUAACUUAACAUUAGAUCUGUGUUCCAAUUUGCUUAUGUUUUGAAAAAAAAUUCCUUUUCAAUGGGAAAAAGUUUUUUUUAACCCAGAUAUGUCAAAGUAACACAUUUUAGAGCUGUAAAUGCAAUAACGUGCAACUGUGAUAUUUUUGCAUAAGCUUAUCAUACCGUCAGAAUCUCAUACCGGCACAUGCCUAUUCCUAAUAAAUCCCUCCAGAAAUUGCAGCCACCUUCAAACUCAGCAACACACAUCAUUGCACGAACGCGUACCGCACACCACAUCACCCUUGCCCUCCGUCAACUCCAUUGGCUUCUGGUAAAACAAAGAAUUGACUAUAAGAUCCUUUUUACCACUUUCAAAACUACAAUUUACAGCCCGGCCCCACUCUACAUUUCUGACCUCCUUUGGACCUCCCCCCGAUCUUCGCAAUAUAACUUCUUUGCCACUUUUCAAAUCCAGACUGAAAACAUAUCUGGUCAAAUUAUCAUAUCCAGCUUGAUUCUGUUCUCGUUUGUGUUAUAACUUCUUCACUGUUACUUGGGAUUUACUCAGAUUUUGUUUUUGUCUAUUUGUAGCUUUAAACUCAGUUGUGAAGUGUCCUUGAGUGUCUUGAAAGGUACUUUAAA
This is a messenger RNA of Corythoichthys intestinalis (scribbled pipefish), 2370 nucleotides long. RefSeq names its product gastrula zinc finger protein XlCGF52.1-like. The record is from RefSeq and is a predicted model, not a curated record. Gene Ontology annotation, biological process: regulation of transcription by RNA polymerase II. Gene Ontology annotation, cellular component: nucleus. Bases 170 to 1375 code for a protein of 401 amino acids. Gene Ontology annotation, molecular function: DNA-binding transcription factor activity, RNA polymerase II-specific; RNA polymerase II cis-regulatory region sequence-specific DNA binding. The transcript has 2 exons. NCBI's taxonomy places the organism in Eukaryota, Metazoa, Chordata, Actinopteri, Syngnathiformes, Syngnathidae.